Molecule: messenger RNA, 844 nt
Organism: Hypomesus transpacificus
Lineage: Eukaryota; Metazoa; Chordata; Actinopteri; Osmeriformes; Osmeridae
Exons: 4
Coding region: 132-608 (158 amino acids)
Source: RefSeq, a predicted model, not a curated record
ACCAUUCCCACACCGAGUCCAUUACACCUGCAGUUCGCUCCUCCUUCACUGAACAGGUAUUUGCAUUGAACACGGAAACAAAACCGAAUUCAACGAAAGUGGCUCGGGGGAUUUACUGGUGAUGAACGACUAUGGGCAACGGGUUGAACACAACACUCGACAGAUGGGGUGUAAAUCCCCGGAAAUUAAACAAGAAGAGAAAGGGUGAUCCAGUGGAGCCUCAGGAGCAGGUCCCGGACGUCCACAUAUAUGACGAUGUUCCUGACGAGGGCCAGAGGCAGAGACAGGACUCUGACGGGAUUCUCUAUGCAGAUCUGCAGCUGAUGCCCCAUCCGGCCGCCGGCGGAGGGAGGAAGUUUCCGUCCCCCUCAGAUGAGCAGCAUACAGAAUAUGCCGCCGUAAACUUUACUCCCAGGGGCGAGACGCUCAACCAAAAACUAACCAGCCUGCAGCGCCAGUUCAGCCCCUCGCCUGUGAAGCCCACUUCCCUGCCCGCCGACAUCCUCAUCCCCCCUGGUGCUCUGAAAACACCCAAACGCCAACAACAACCGAGACCCAGCAGCCCCCGCCCCGGACACACCACCCAACACAAACCAGUUGUGGUGUAGAAUUGACCAACACACACACAUAGACUUUUUCUAUCUACGACUUUUAUGAAGACCUCACCCAUGAUUGCUAGAUGAUUGAAUGGAUUACUCUAUUUAUCCUACUUCUUAUAUUCAGUCGUGUGACAGAAUGAAUCUUGAUAUUCAUAAUUUUUUUGUGUGAAAUCAUUUUACUAUUUAUGUGUAUAAGAUAUAUAUCAAAUAACUCCAUCCAUGUUUUAUUAAAAAAAAAUCGUCUG